AUGAGAUUAAGAUGGUAUUUAAGCAAGGCCAAAAAUUUAAUAUUCAAAACCUAAAGAAACAUCGUGACCAUGUUACCACUCUAAAUAUCUUUAAAAUUAAACAUUAAUUUAUAACUGGCUCAGCUGAUAAUUGUAUCAUAGUUUGACCGACAACUAUUCUACCAAAUCCAAGUACUUAACAAAAUUAAAGAACCAUUCAUUUCAAAUUACAUGCUUAGUGAUAUCUUAGAAUUCAGAAUAAGUCUUUAUCAGUGGCUCCAAGGAUAAGUAAAUAAAAUUCUUGAAUCAGAACAUCUAAACUACAUCCUUUGA
Paramecium tetraurelia is the source of this 312-nucleotide messenger RNA. RefSeq lists its product as uncharacterized. The record is from RefSeq and is a predicted model, not a curated record. The transcript has a single exon. Lineage: Eukaryota; Ciliophora; Oligohymenophorea; Peniculida; Parameciidae.